AUGGAGAUGCUUCCACCUCCAAGCAUGAAUUUGUGCUUUGUGUCAGAACAAAGUCAACAACCAUAUAAGAAAUUUUCAGAAUGGAAAUUCAAGCUCUUCAAAGUAAGAUCACUUGAGAAGCCACUUCCUGAUGACAACCGUCUGGCUAACAACAAUAAAGGAAAAGUGGCAGCUAUUCUGGAUAAAGUCAUUGAGAAAGAGAUUGAGCCAGUGGCUCUAGUGCCACAUCCACUCUUUGAAACAGACACUGAGUUGAACAAAGGUAUGCAGCCAAUAGAUAAAAGUGCCUUUUCUAUGAGCCAUACAGAGGCAGAAACACAUCAGGCAAAUCUGCAGCAUCUCUGCCGCCUCUGUGGAGGCUCAUUUAAAACUGAUCCUCAUAAGAGAAGCUACCCAGUUCAUGGACCAGUAGAUGAUGAGACUCAGGCCCUUCUCAGAAAGAAAGAGAAAAAGGCAACAUCUUGGCCAGAUCUUCUUGCCAAAGUUUUUAAGAUUGAUGUGAAGGGAGAUAUUGACACAAUCCAUCCUACAAAGUUUUGUCAUCAAUGUUGGACUGUGGUUCAAAAGAAAUUAAACAAUUCCCCAUGUGAAAUGUUUUUCUCAAGGAAAAGCCCAGUGGAGUGGAAUCCCCAUUCCUCAAGCUGUGAUGUUUGUGGUGCCUCCUUACAUGGAGUAAAGAGAAAGAAGCAAGUUCUUAAUCCACAGCUGAGCAAAAAAUUGAGAAUGGUAUCUGGACAUGCUAGAAAAAUAAGACAAAUAAGGAAUCCAAAACAAGUCAGUCAAAAGAGUUUAAUGAAAAUGAUUGCCAGCUGCAAGAAGAUUCAUCUCAGUACCAAAAUCCUUGCAGUAGACUAUCCUGCAGACUUUGUAAAGUCAAUUUCUUGCCAGAUAUGUGAACACAUCCUGGCUGACCCAGUAGAAACAACGUGCAAACACUUAUUCUGCAGAGCCUGCAUCCUUAAAUAUCUCAAAAUAGUGGGAAGCUAUUGUCCAGCUUGUCGCUAUCCUUGCUUUCCUACUGAUCUAGUAAGCCCUGUGAAAUCAUUCCUGAACAUCCUGAAUAGUCUACCUGUGGUAUGUCCAGUAAAAGAUUGUCAGGAAGAAAUCUGUUUGGGAAAAUACUGUUACCAUCUUUCCAGACACAAAGAGGUAGAAGACAAAGAGGGCUAUGUGUACAUAAACAAAGGUGGCCGACCAAGACAACACUUACUUUCAUUGACACGGAGAGCUCAAAAGCACCGCCUAAGAGAACUGAAGUUACAAGUAAAAGCUUUUGCUGAAAAAGAAGAAGGGGGAGAUGUCAAAUCUGUGUGUCUAACUUUGUUCCUACUGGCUCUGAGAGCCAGAAAUGAACACAGACAAGCUGAUGAGUUGGAAGCUAUAAUGCAAGGGAAAGGGACAGGCCUCCAUCCAGCUGUUUGCUUGGCAAUCAGAGUCAAUACUUUUCUCAGCUGUAGCCAGUACCAUAAAAUGUACAGGACUGUAAAAGCUGUAACUGGGAGACAGAUAUUCCAGCCACUCCAUGCGCUCCGAACUGCUGAAAAGUCCCUCUUGCCAGGUUACCAUCCAUUUGAGUGGAAACCACCCUUGAAAAAUGUCUCUAGUAACACAGAAGUAGGCAUUAUUGAUGGGCUUUCAGGCAUACAACAGUUGGUUGAUGACUACCCAGUAGAUACAAUUGCAAAGAGAUUUCGAUAUGAUGCAGCUUUGGUUUCUGCCUUGAUGGAUAUGGAAGAAGACAUCCUAGAAGGCCUGAAAAGUAAGAACUUGGACGACUACUUCAAAGGCCCUUUCACUGUGGUGAUUAAAGAGUCCUGUGAUGGAAUGGGAGAUGUUAGUGAGAAACAUGGUUGUGGACCAGCUGUCCCUGAGAAAGCAGUUCGAUUCUCCUUCACACUCAUGAGCAUCUCUGCCACUCAUGAAAAUGCAAGCAUAAGGAUUUUUGAAGAAAACAAGCCCAAUUCAGAGCUAUGUUGCAAACCACUGUGCCUUAUGCUGGCUGAUGAGUCAGACCACGAGACACUCACAGCCAUCCUGAGUCCUCUUGUGGCAGAAAGAGAGGCCAUGAAAGACAGUGUACUGACACUUGAUAUGGCUGGAAUCCCCAGAACAUUCAAAUUUAUCUUUAGAGGCACUGGCUAUGAUGAAAAGCUAGUUCGUGAAGUAGAGGGCCUUGAAGCCUCAGGUUCUACUUACAUUUGCACGCUGUGUGAUGCAACACGCCUGGAAGCUUCCCAGAAUUUGAUCCUUCACUCCAUCACUAGGAGUCAUGCAGAAAACCUAGAACGGUACGAGGUAUGGAGGUCCAAUCCUUACCAAGAGACCGUUGAUGAAUUGCGUGACAGAGUGAAGGGGGUUUCUGCAAAGCCCUUUCUAGAGACUGUUCCUUCGAUAGAUGCCUUGCACUGUGACAUUGGCAAUGCAGCUGAAUUUUACAAGAUAUUCCAGUUUGAGAUUGGUGAAGUGUACAAAAAUCCUGAUGCAUCAAAAGAAGAGAGAAAGAGAUGGCAGUCAGCUCUUGACAAACACCUCAGAAAGAAGGUGAACUUGAAGCCCGUAACAAGGAUGAAUGGGAAUUUUGCCAGAAAGCUUAUGACCAAGGAGACUGUGGAAGCAGUUUGUGAACUGCUAAAGAGUGAGGAGAGACAUGAAGCCCUCAGAGAACUCAUGGAGCUUUACCUGAAGAUGAAACCAGUGUGGCGGUCUUCAUGUCCCACCAAAGAAUGCCCAGAACUAGUAUGCCAGUAUAGUUUCAAUUCCCAACGUUUUGCAGAGCUGCUGGCUACAAAAUUCCGUUACAGAUAUGGCGGAAAGAUUACCAAUUACUUUCACAAAACCCUUGCUCAUGUUCCAGAAAUAAUUGAAAGAGAUGGCUCUAUUGGUGCUUGGGCAAGUGAAGGAAAUGAGUCUGGGAACAAACUAUUCAGACGUUUUCGAAAAAUGAAUGCCAGGCAAUCAAAAUGCUAUGAAAUGGAAGAUGUCUUAAAGCACCAUUGGCUGUAUACCUCAAAACAUUUACAAAAGUUCAUGAAUGCUCAUAAUAUGUUGAAAAGCCAGGGGUUUACAAUUAGUCCAGAAAAUAAUGAGCGAGAUUUCAUGACUUUGGAUGAGUCUUUGGAAAUUCCUGAUUCUAUGGAAUUUUAA
Sceloporus undulatus (fence lizard) is the source of this 3144-nucleotide messenger RNA. RefSeq names its product recombination activating 1 (gene RAG1). Bases 1 to 3144 code for a protein of 1047 amino acids. Gene Ontology annotation, cellular component: endodeoxyribonuclease complex; nucleus; DNA recombinase complex. The record is from RefSeq and is a predicted model, not a curated record. Gene Ontology annotation, molecular function: metal ion binding; ubiquitin protein ligase activity; sequence-specific DNA binding. NCBI's taxonomy places the organism in Eukaryota, Metazoa, Chordata, Lepidosauria, Squamata, Phrynosomatidae. Gene Ontology annotation, biological process: pre-B cell allelic exclusion; V(D)J recombination; adaptive immune response. The transcript has a single exon.